GCAUCGUGUAACGUACAUGUAACAUGUACAUGUAAUAUGCGGCCUGAACGCGUGACGUGAAUGAACUAUUGUGAAAAUGCUUCCGGAAUUCAAAGCAACAUCUAGUUAUCUGUAGCCUGUAAAUCUAUGUUUGCAAACGACACGAAUGUGUCCAGUGAGGAAGUAACUCGACAGUUUUGGUGAGGUCUUAUCGAUAAUUACGAUGACGUUUAACUAGAGGUCCUGAAGUUCUUUGAAUAGACGUGUGCCUUGCUCCCACACCAGCAAGCACAAUGGACCUAGAUCAGGAGAUCACUAAAAUACCGUACCCUACGCUUCUAAAACUCUCACAACACCUUGAUGUCGGGAACAAUGACAUGAACUGGAGGGCCUUGAUUGCCAACAUUCCGGACCAGAUAUAUGAUGACACUCAGAUAGAAACGUUUGCCCUAGCGGUCCACGAGUACUACGGCAGCCCUGCCAUGUCACUACUGCGGAAUCUCGGCGACAGGAUGCGCACCGUGCGACAGCUGAUCUCCUACCUGGAGAAGAUGUCGCACGAGAAGUGUCUGUGUCUGCUGAAGUUGCCGGAAAGAAUCAGACUUUUGCAAGUUCCCUUGUCACAGACAGUCCAGGCAGGUCCGCAGUCCCAGGCUGUGCUCGCCUGUAACGCCAAGGGGUUCCCCUUCCCUCACUACUGCUGGUACCGGGCCUAUGCCGAGACCAACGGAGACCGGAAAGACGUCAAACUGGAAGAGGUCCAAAACGAAACCGACAGGGUCCUAAGAAUUAGUCCUGUUUGGGAGAAGCACAGCGGUGCUUACUGCUGCAAAGUUUACCAUACCAUAAAUGGAGCCAUGAAAGAAGUAUUCACAGACUGGGCAUACCUGGAGGUAUGCCCAGCCAGCGAAGAGGACAGUUAUUUCUUGGACGAGGAUGCCGAACAAAUGUUGAAACCUCAGAUUGUCCAGCAGCCACCGGUGUCUCUCUCAGUUCGACCGGGCAAGCCCAUCAAGGUCACUUGCCUGGCCACCGGUUGCCCGACCCCGAAGUACCAGUGGUACCGGUACGGCUACUCGUGCAGAGACAGUCCGCUGGAGCCACACGCACUGAGGGACCAGACUGACAAGACACUCUAUUGGGCCCAAUCGACUACCGGGGACCAGGGAAAAUACUGCUGCCGAGUGUGGAACAAGGCUGGCUGUGCCACGAGCAUCACAGUCAGCAUUAAUGUGGAUGCCAGACUUGCUGAGUCGUAUCCCGAUAAGAUUGAGGUUGUGCGCCAUCCCCAGAGUAUAUCCUGCCGCAUCGGGGAGCCGCAGAUCCUAGCAUGCCACGCGGUUGUCUCUCAGGGAACACUGUACUACCAGUGGUACCUCAACCACCAGGAAAUUCCAAAAGCCACGCAGCCCGAACUUCAUUUUCUUCAGGUUAAGCCGGAAGACCACGGCGUAUACCAAUGUCGCGUGUACAACGAGUACGCCUGCGUCUUCUCCAACGAAGCCAUGCUUGACGUGAUAGGUGGCAUGAUCGCGCCCACCUCCAACUGCCAAUUCUACGCUACGGACAAAGUGGCAUUGCUGAUCGGUAACCUGGACUAUCGCUCGGCCGGGCAGCUCAAGGCACCUGAGGUCGACGUGGAGGAACUGACCAAGGUCCUGUCUGAGCUGGAAUUCAAGGUGGUGUCGCUGCUGGACCUGAACCUGCAAGAGAUGAUUUUUGCCAUAAAAGCCUUCUGCGACCUGCUUAACUCUGGAGUUUACGGCCUGUUUUACUUCAGUGGCCACGGCUUCGAGACAGACGGACAAAGUUACCUCGUGCCCGUGGACGCUCGGACGGGCUACUCAACGACGGAGUGUAUGUGCGACCAGCAAGUCCUAGAUCUCAUGCAGUACAGGAAUACCGCCCUCAAUGUCCUGCUGCUAGACAUAUGCCGGAAAGCCAAUGACGACAAGGAUGAGGCACCAGCCAAAUUCCAACCCAAAGUCAAGGGCAACACAGUGUUUGGCUAUGCUGCGCAGACCAACACUCAGGCCUGGGAGGUGGACGGCCAGCCCUCUGGCAUCUUCACCAAGUACCUGAUCAAGAGAAUCAGACAGGCCAAGAAGAUCACUCACGUCCUGGAAGACGUCAUGGAAGAUGUACACCAUGACCAUUGCGGUUACGGCAGGCAGUACCCAUCUCUGUCACAUGACCUGAACGAGGCCCGCUCGCUUCGAGAUCCCAUCAACCCCAGCGGUCAUACUCAGGAGAUCAACGCACGAAGCAAGAUGUGGGCAGAAGCCCAUCUUCUUCCAAAGAACCCGAUAUGGAUGAAGUUUGGGCAUGACGUCAUGGUGGGCAUCGAUUUAGCCACGCGCUUUUCCAACGUCAUGCUGAUGCACACCUACAUCCCUCCAAACUGCAUGGGUGAGGCCACCAAUUGCCACGUCAAACUGGAGAAUUUCAGCCCGGAACUCGACAUUAACAUGCAGCAGCAUGAUGUUGGCUUUGGGGAGUACCCCUCACAGACAAUUGUGAAGAUGAUAGUUACCACAGUACGUAACCUGCAAAGGUUAAGGGGUGACUUGGAGUGUACGGUGACCGUGGAAGGCAUGUACCGGGGAAAGCCCUUCAAGGAGACCUUACCAUUAUUCAUUCACAAGCCCUUGGUGUCCAAGUUGUGGCAGACCAAGCACUACGCAAUACCCAGUGAGGAUAGUUGCCCGGACUCAUCUACAAGCACAGAAUGACUGGGCACUGACCCUCCUUCGCCCUUCACCCAUCUUCUCAUUCCCACUUUCCCCACCCCUACCUCCACCCAACACCCCUACCUCCACCCAACACCCCCAUCCCUACCGACACCUCUCCCCCAACUUCUCACCUCCCCCACCCCAACCCGCAGGUGCCAAUUUCAUGGAACUGCUUAACAGUUGACAAAAAAGUUGUGCCAACUAGAGCAGAAAAUGUGUUAACUUAAUCUUCAUGUUGUUUGUUACUCAGUCAAAAUUUUGUCCGCUUCCCCUGAUAUACAUUUGUACACAGACUAGUUAAAAAAACAGUCAGAUCACAUUCCUGUAACUUUUCAAAUUCCAUCAAAUGACAAAAGAGGUCAUUGGUAGGUACAUAUCUGGCAUAUCAAUCAUCUCCAGUCAAAGCAUGACUAUAUUAAAUUAACAAG
This is a messenger RNA of Patiria miniata (bat star), 3139 nucleotides long. It is a transcript of the gene malt1, whose product is annotated as mucosa-associated lymphoid tissue lymphoma translocation protein 1-like. Gene Ontology annotation, biological process: proteolysis. The coding region runs from base 273 to 2711 and encodes 812 amino acids. The transcript is spliced from 19 exons. The record is from RefSeq and is a predicted model, not a curated record. Gene Ontology annotation, molecular function: cysteine-type endopeptidase activity. NCBI's taxonomy places the organism in Eukaryota, Metazoa, Echinodermata, Asteroidea, Valvatida, Asterinidae.